AUGCAGGCUGCUACCCCGGCCAUGCAGGCUGCUACCCCGGCCAUGCAGGCUGCUACCCCGGCCAUGCAGGCUGCUACCCCGGCCAUGCAGGCUGCUACCCCGGCCAUGCAGGCUGCUACCCCGGCCAUGCAGGCUGCUACCCCGGCCAUGCAGGCUGCUACCCCGGCCAUGCAGGCUGCUACCCCGGCCAUGCAGGCUGCUACCCCGGCCAUGCAGGCUGCUACCCCGGCCAUGUACAAUGUAGGCUGCUACCCCGGGCAGACUGCUAUACAGGCUCAAUUCAAUAAAAUGUUACAUCAUGAGCAUUCAGGUGAUGCAUCUAGGCAUUCGGGUGAUGCAUCCAAGUAUUCGGGUGAUGCAUCCAAGUAUUCGGGUGAUGCAUCCAAGUAUUCCGGUGAUGCAUCCAAGUAUUCGGGUGAUGCAUCUAGGUAUUCGGGUGAUGCAUCUAGGCAUUCAGGUGAUGCAUCCAAGUAUUCGGGUGAUGCAUCUAGGUAUUCGGGUGAUGCAUCUAGGUAUUCAGGUGAUGCAUCUAGGCAUUCGGGUGAUGCAUCUAGGCAUUCGGGUGAUGCAUCUAGGCAUUCGGGUGAUGCAUCUAGGCAUUCGGGUGAUGCAUCUAGGCAUUCAGGUGAUGCAUCUAGGCAUUCAGGUGAUGCAUCUAAGUAUUCAGGUGAUGCAUCUAAGUAUUCAGGUGAUGCAUCUAGGUAUUCAGGUGAUGCAUCUAGGUAUUCAGGUGAUGCAUCUAGGUAUUCAGGUGAUGCAUCUAGGUAUUCAGGUGAUGCAUAUCUUAGUAUUCAGGUGAUGCAACUAGGUAUUCAGGUGAUGCAACUAGGUAUUCAGGUGAUGCAUCUAAGUAUUCAGGUGAUGCAUCUAGGUAUUUAG
Molecule: messenger RNA, 879 nt
Organism: Saccoglossus kowalevskii
Lineage: Eukaryota; Metazoa; Hemichordata; Enteropneusta; Harrimaniidae
Product: filaggrin-like
Source: RefSeq, a predicted model, not a curated record